AUGCUCGGUAUACCUAGCACAACAAUGUCGGAGGACUACUAUGUGAACGCAGUUGCCCCUCCAGGGCAGUAUAUGCGCCACCUGAGCGAAAGCACCACAUACCUGGAUGUACAAGGACCAUUCACAGGCCCAGGAGAGUACGAUACCUACUUCGAUGACACGAACUCUCUGGGAGCUGGGAGGGAGAACUUCGGCCUCGAGAGCUGGAAUACGGCGUCCAGCAAGCCGGCGAUCGUCAACCGUUCACAGUGCACUUCGAAGUGCAACGCUCAAUUCCCGCGCGCGACGACCAACCAGGCGACGAUCAGCUCCAGCACCAACACCGGUGGGCCAAUUCAGUCAAAAGAAAGUUGUAAUGCAUCGCUAAUACACGCACUAGCCUUUCCAGCAUACGACUUUGACUAUAGGAUAGCUUAUCCGCACAGGAUAGACGAAUUCGAAAACGCUACACCGCCCUUCCCAUACCCGCAGUCGCUUCCAGGAGACAUGACGGACGUCGGCUUUAAUAGCAUUAAUCAACAAUUCCGUAGACGUCCGCAGCUGGGCUUCGACGAGAGGAGCUGCGGACAGUUUGCAUCUAAGUCAUCUUCUCGUCUUCAGAAGCCUCGGAAUAACAUUGCACCUACGGGGCUCACUCUUCCGCAGGAUUCAGCCCAAACCUUUCUCUCUCCAGAUCCGCUCUACAGCGCACAGCCUCAAGUUCUCCCCGAUUUGAAGGGCGCACCGGUGCCAGGUACGAAUCUGCUCAGACUCAGCCACGCAUGCUUUCUGGGGACCAUACCCCUUCCAGAUAUGGCAUUUCAUGCGCCUGGUAUGGCCAUAUCUGCAAAGACUGAGGAAGUGCUUCGAAGACCUGUACCAGAGUACAAGGCUGGGGUCACUUCGGUGGUGGAUGUAUCCAUGUCAUCUGGUAUGUUGGCCGUCCAGCCCUCUCUUACUGUUAUUUGGCCUUAG
Alternaria infectoria is the source of this 954-nucleotide messenger RNA. RefSeq lists its product as uncharacterized. The transcript has a single exon. The record is from RefSeq and is a predicted model, not a curated record. Bases 1 to 954 code for a protein of 317 amino acids. Lineage: Eukaryota; Fungi; Ascomycota; Dothideomycetes; Pleosporales; Pleosporaceae.